CUUAUCGCUAUGCAUUUAUGGUAACAUAUGAUAAAACAAAAAAGUGAAAGGAGGUGGUAAUCUAUCCCUCUUUCCUCACUGGCACAAACACCAGCAUCAAACUACACUCCUAUUUCAUGUUCAUAGAUCUUCAACCGAAACCCUAGAUGAUAACCUGCAACAAUGGUGUUCAAAGGCAGAUUCUUCCAUUCGAAGAAAUCAUCCGACAUUUCAAGCCCUGAGGGAUCCAACAGCCCUAGAUCCACCGGUUCUAGCUCCAAUUCACCGAUCAAGUCCGACAAAAAGAAACCUAAAUCCACCGCUAAAGACGAUCAUAAUCAUCCGCCGAUCGCUUCUUCGUUUCGUCAGAUUCAAGUCAAAGAUGCGUCAAAUUCGCCUUCAAUUUCCAAGGAUCGAAGCCGUAGUAAGAAGGAUGUAGCUCCUCAAAAUGUUCAGAAUUCGAGUUCGAUCGCCGGAAAACCUAGUUUGGGAGCAGGAACGGCGGCAGGAUCGUCCAGUUUGAACCCGAAAGCGGCGGCGGAAGGUCCGGCGACGGUUUCUCCGAUUCUGGCGUCGUCGCUAGGGUUAAAUCGGAUCAAAACGAGAUCUGGACCGUUGCCUCAGGAGAGUUUUUUUAAAUUCGAUAGCAAUAGUAAUAAUAAAAGUAAAGGUAGUAAUAAGUUGUCUUCACUUGGUGCUAGUAACCUGUCGAAAUCGAAAAAUGGUGAUGGAACUAGUUUUAAGGAGGGAUUUGGUACUGAAACGAAGAAGAUGGGACAUAGUUUGGUUAAUGAUGAUGGUAGCGUGUCGACGGAGAGUUUUCCGGCUAGGGAUCAGACUCCGAAUGUUGUUUUAGGUCGUUCGCGAUUACAUAAUACCGAAUCUUCAUCGGAUGCUGGGCAUUUGAAAUCGAGGGGAUAUUCUGGAGGCUUGAGGAGUUCAGAGGUUUGUACUCCAGAGAUGAAGGCAUCUUAUGAUUGUGAAAACCCAAAGGAAUCCGAAUCGCCUCGCUUUCAAGCUAUACUUAGGGUUACAAAUGCACCUAGAAAGAGAUAUCCUGCUGACAUCAAAAGUUUCUCCCAUGAACUUAACUCAAAAGGCGUACGGCCUUAUCCAUUUUGGAAGCCUCGUGGCUUAAGUAACUUAGAGGAUGUAUUGGUAACUAUACGAGCAAAGUUUGACAAAGCAAAAGAGGAAGUUGACUCUGAUCUACAUCUAUUUGCAGCUGAUUUACUCAACAUUCUUGAAAAAAACACAGAAAGUCAACCCGAAUGGCAAGAAACGUUAGAAGAUUUGCUAGUUUUAGCUCAAAGAUGUGCUAUGACUACCCCUGGAGAAUUUUGGCUGCAAUGUGAAAGCAUUGUUCAAGAUUUAGAUGAUAAGCGUCAAGAACUCCCAAUGGGAAUCUUAAAAAAACUUCAUACCCGUAUGCUUUUUAUUCUCACAAGAUGUACAAGAUUACUACAGUUUCAUAAAGAAAGCGGAUUGGAAAACGAACUCGUGUUCCAGCUCAGACAAUCGUUACAACCCGCAGAUAAAGUUAUUCCUCAAAAAACGUCAAAACCACCAUCAACAAUGAAAUAUUACAGUCAAGAACAACACAGACCGCAUGAUUUGGGAUGGAAGAAAGAUCCGACAAGGCAAAAUGACAUUUCUAUCCCUACACCUGGUGUAGACAUCGGUAAAGAUGUAGAUUUAGACUCAGAUUUGCCCACGGGCCGAAACCGUAUGGCAUCAUGGAGGGAACUGCCAUCUCCUGGAGGAAAAAUCAUUAAAGAAGUUGUACCUCCUGUUAAGGACAAAAAAGUAGUUUCACAUUCACCUGAGCUUCCUACUGCGAAAGAUUCUCACACAACUACUACCUCUAAGCAUCAGCAUAAAGCUUCAUGGGGGUGGGGGGACCACCAAUCGAAUUAUGUUGAUGAAAGUUCGAUAAUUUGUAGGAUUUGUGAAGAAGAGGUUCCUACUUUACAAUUAGAAGAUCAUUCUAGAAUUUGUGCAAUUGCCGACCGUUGUGAUAAAAAAGGUCUUCGUGUGGAUGAACGAUUGGUUAGGGUUUCCGAAACGCUUGAGAAACUGAUGGAAUCUUAUACGCAAAAGGAUUUGACUUUGCCUGUUGGAAGUCCGAGUCCAGAUGGUGCAAAAGUUUCGAAUUCAAGUGUUACUGAGGAAUAUGAUGUUUUGUCUCCGAAACUUAGUGAUUGGUCUAGAAGAGGGUCAGAGGAUAUGCUUGAUUGUUUUCCGGAUGGUGAUAAUACGGGUUUUAUUGAUGACAUGAAAGGUGUGACAUCAUCAUCAUCCAUGCCGUAUAAAACACGGUUUGGGCCUAAAUCGGAUCAAGGAAUGACAACAUCAUCUGCCGGUAGCAUCACUCCUAGGUCACCAUUGAUGACACCUAAAACUAGCCCUAUAGACUUGUUAUUGGCGGGAAAAGGUUCUUAUUCAGAACAUGCUGACCUCCCACAGAUGAAUGAACUUGCUGAUAUUGCUAGAUGUGCCGCAAACACACCUUCAGAUGACGAUCGUUCUCUCCCAUAUUUGCUUACUUGUCUUGAAGACCUAAAAGUUGUCACUGACCGCAGAAAAUUUGAUGCUCUUACUGUUGAAACUUUUGGAGCACGAAUAGAGAAGCUUAUUCGGGAGAAAUAUUUGCAGCUAUUCGAGUUAGUUGAUGAUGAUAAACUUGAUAUCACGAGUACUGUUAUUGAUGAAGAUGCACCAUUGGAAGAUGAUGUUGUACGCAGCCUUAGAACCAGCCCGAUACAUUCAUCCAAAGAUCGUACUUCUAUCGAUGAUUUUGAGAUUAUAAAACCAAUUAGUCGUGGAGCAUUCGGUCGUGUUUUUUUGGCGAAAAAAAGAACAACAGGGGAUCUCUUUGCUAUUAAGGUCCUUAAAAAGGCUGACAUGAUCCGUAAAAAUGCUGUUGAAAGCAUAUUGGCUGAGCGUGAUAUUUUAAUAUCAGUGCGCAAUCCGUUUGUGGUCCGGUUCUUCUAUUCUUUUACUUGUCGUGAAAAUCUGUACCUAGUUAUGGAAUACUUGAACGGUGGUGAUUUGUAUUCACUGUUGAGAAAUCUAGGCUGCCUAGAUGAAGAUGUUGCUCGUGUAUACAUUGCAGAAGUGGUGCUUGCUUUGGAAUAUCUUCAUUCUUUACAAGUGGUUCACCGUGACUUGAAACCAGAUAACUUGUUGAUCGCACAUGAUGGUCAUAUUAAGUUGACUGAUUUUGGGCUGUCGAAAGUUGGGCUGAUUAACAGUACAGUCACAGAUGAUUUAUCGGGCCCAGCAGUUAGUGGCACGUCACUAUUGGGAGAACAUGAAUCCCAACCAUCUGUAUCUGAAAGUCAACAAGAAAGACGUAAAAAUCGGUCUGCUGUGGGCACACCUGAUUAUUUGGCACCCGAGAUUCUUUUGGGAACUGGACAUGGUAUGUCGGCUGACUGGUGGUCAGUUGGGGUGAUACUAUUUGAGCUUAUUGUUGGCAUUCCUCCUUUCAAUGCAGAGCAUCCUCAGUUGAUAUUUGAUAACAUUCUUAACCGUAAUAUACCCUGGCCAAUGGUACCUGAAGAAAUGAGCCCUGAAGCGGCAGACCUAAUUGAUCAAUUAUUGACAGAAGAUCCAAACCAGAGGCUUGGAGCUAGAGGAUCAACCGAGGUGAAGCAGCACCCAUUUUUCAGGGAUAUUAAUUGGGAUACACUUGCACGACAAAAGGCUGCAUUUGUUCCUGCUUCAGAGAGUGCACUAGACACGAGUUAUUUCACAAGUCGCUACACUUGGAAUACUUCAGAAGAACAUGGAUAUCAAGCUAGUGAAACAGAAGAUUCUAGUGAUGCUGGUAGCAUGAGUGGUAGCAGUUCACCAAUUAACGGCCAUGAUGAAGUGCAGGUUGAUGAGUAUGGAGGUCCUGCAGAACUUGGAUCGCCAUCUGAUGUCAACUACUCUUUUAGUAAUUUCUCGUUCAAGAAUCUGUCCCAACUUGCUUCUAUCAAUUAUGAUUUGCUUACCAAAGGAUUAAAAGACGAUCAGACGACAAAACCGAACGUAUAAAUUACUAAAUUAUCCCUGGAGGGUUUUCAAUGGAGGCAUGAAAGGCUGUAAAUAUAGAAGUAAGGCUAAAAUGGUCAAAUGAGCCACACAUAUAUGACCAAAAUGGCGAGUAUCAUCUGAAAACUAUUUAUUUGAAUUUAAAACAUUUAGUUGGAGAAGAAAAGUCCCAAUGCCCUCAAAAUUUUGUGGUGUUUCUUUCUUUUUUUUUUAUAAUGAAUAAUAUUGUCUUUUAUUUUAAUAUGGACACUAAUGUUUUUAACA
Messenger RNA from Helianthus annuus (common sunflower), 4284 nucleotides. RefSeq names its product probable serine/threonine protein kinase IREH1. The record is from RefSeq and is a predicted model, not a curated record. Gene Ontology annotation, molecular function: protein serine/threonine kinase activity; ATP binding. Lineage: Eukaryota; Viridiplantae; Streptophyta; Magnoliopsida; Asterales; Asteraceae. Gene Ontology annotation, biological process: intracellular signal transduction; peptidyl-serine phosphorylation. Bases 163 to 4023 code for a protein of 1286 amino acids. The transcript has 18 exons.